CCUAAUAUGCAUGUCAUUGGCCAUCUCUCGAAUCAAUUUGUUUCCCGAUACUGUCUUUAACUGUGUCAUUCCUUUAGUCACUUGUCUCAACACUGAUCUACACUUGAAUGCGUUUGCGCAGCUUGUUCAUUUUGCAGUUGCCUGACAUCACGUUCCUUCCGAAACAAUCUUUCAUCAUUAGUAUCUAUCGAAAACGAGUUGCUCAAUCUUGCAACAUUGAAGCAGUUACUGUGAUUGGGAAGGCCAACAGCUGUUGAAUUCUACGCAAGACAUAAGAGAAGAAUUGUCUAUAUAGUAAGGCCAGAGUCAUCGCUGCGAUGUUUACUGGGGUACCCGCCCCGUACUAGAGCAUCUCGUAUCUCUAGGAAUUCAACAAGAUGGGCUCACCUACCUCUGACUCGAUGACUGCACGACGAGGAUGUCGGUUGGCACCUAUCCAGACAAACUUCAGCAGACGGGAUGCUUCGCCUGCCACGCAGGAACAGCGGAACCAUCGCCCACGACCCCAGGAUUACGACCAAAAGCCUGGCGAAAAAGUCCCCUUGCAACCCAAAGCCGCCAAGCGUCAGUCUUCCAUGACCAGUCUGCGCAAUAUCUUCAGUCGGAGGAAGUCACUACGCAAAACACACGGCGACGGCCCAUUAGCCGUGAUAGAUGAGAAUCAAAUAGCGGCAACGCAGAAUAAAUGCCCUGUGCCACCAUCCCCUCUGAGUGCUUCUACUCCCAAGCUCGCCUCUAGUUCGCCUGCACCUCAAGAACCGAGAACGCCUUCCAGGCUGGAAAAGGCAAUGUCGUCUGCCACUGCUUGGGUCCCUCCACCUCUGUUUCAAGCAUAUCCACAGGCAGUCAAGCAUGCUGUUCUCAUGACGCCAUGUCUCUCCGCAGAUUCGAUUCUGCGCAUCAGUACGUCAAGGAGAAGUAGCAGUGCCACGGACGAUACCUAUCGCACUUUGCACCAAAGCAACCAACUGGCAGAUGGCGACACAUCUCAAAGGAAGAAAGAAGACAAGGACAGGAAGCACUCCAGGAAGGUAUCCGGAUCUAUUAGUAAAACAGAAUGGAGAAAAAAGAUUUAUAUUCUUGUGACAUCGGGUUAUAUCCUGCAGUAUUCUGGGGAAGGGAACUUCGACCGACUGCCGGAAAAGAUGAUGCGGCUAGGCCCGAAGUCAGUCGCUUUUGCAAGUGAUGCCAUACCGGGCAGACACUGGGUCUUGCAGAUCUCGCAGAGCUCGGACGACAGUGGUACUGUUGUCCUGGAUGACCAUGGACCGAGAACUCUGCUCUCGCGAUUUGGGCUGCAUGGCACCGAAGCACGAAAAUCAACUCGGAGCUUUCUGCUGGUUCACAAUUCUCCCGAGGAAAUGAAUUCUUGGAUUGUUACCUUGAGAAAAGAGAUCGAGUCUCUUGGGGGAAGGAAAUACGUUGCGGAAUCCCCGGUGGAUGAUCCGGCAUCACACCAGCUACAGAGCAAACCGAGUUUCCGAUACUCGAUCAGGAGGGAUCCAUACCGGUUUCCAAGCCCUUUCUUAGAGCUCUCGCCCUCACCUGAUCAUUCGAUCCGCAAAAAGAACUCGAGCCCAGACAUGACUGCCCAUACAGAUACGAAGUCGAUCAAGUCAAUGAACCGCCGAUCAAUGCCCCCGAGACCUUCUACGGAUGCGCCAUCUUUCUCGACGGCGAAUACUGUAACGGAACUGGAUCAACUUAGGGAGAAUCCCCGACUGUCUUAUGUAUCUGGCGGAGUUCAAACGUAUCCGAGUUCUGCAUGUUCAUCGCCUCCUGCGUCCCCUACGCACCCGGACACUAUGAUUCCUAUAUUCUCUCAGGUGAACUAUUCCACCACAGCACAGCAGACCCGGGCAUCGGCAGCUGUUACUCCAAAAGACAAGAGACGGUCUAUGAAUGCCUGUUCUCCACAGCUAGAGACUAUAAGCAGAGAGCCGUCCAAGUCAUCUAUCCGGUCCGCUGCACCAGUGCUAAACGGGAGUAGCACUUCCGUUACAGCCCCUAAUUUCAGCAUACCCUUCUCUAGGAAGCCUGCUAGGGCAGCCGUUGCAUCAGCGACUGUCCUCCCUCCGUUGGACACGAGAAAUAAGAUCUAUCCAGAGCCUCUUUCGCCUGGUUCUGGGGAUGGAUUCCCUGUUACUCCCUUUCGUGGUCCCCCUGAACCAUCUACGCCCCUGACGCGGAAGAACUCUCAGGCUAGAAGUAUGACGCCUCCGAAACCAUUGGCUUAUGGUCACGAUACGCCUGGAAGUGUCUCCUCCACUCCUCAUGUCUCGCCAAAGUCCUCGGCUCCGAAUAGGCGACGGGAGAAUUCACGCGUGAGAGAGCUCUCAAUUCUCUCGGCUGCCUUUGACCCCCAAGUACCGGCUUCACGUACUUUAAGUACUCCAGCGAAUCCUAUGGGAACAGAUAUCGGAGCCAGUGCAAAACGAACGGUUCAACUGCAACAAGCGACACUUCAGACGGAUCGUACUAUAGUUGGACCAUCUCCAUCAGCUAUACAACCUCAGGUUGGUUACCGCAUAGGUACACAAGUCCAAAAUGGUACAACAUCGCUACCGCAGGGCAUCUCGCAGCCUGUGAACGGGAGAACUCGUCGAGGCUCAUCGAGCACAAGAGCCCAGCAGCAAUAUCAACCAAAUAAGGUUCCAAUCUCGAAUUCGGCUAUGAUCGGUGCUGCAGCUCGUCCUCAGACGGUGGGACGUCUCACUCCAAGGAAGAGCCUACCUGAUUUGUCACUCGGGCCUCCGUCGGCUCCUCCUCCUAACUGUCCAUUACCAGCAGUUCCUCCUACUGCUGGUUCCAAUUUCCAGCCUGCACGGCGAGGCGAUCUGCUCUCGCGAAAGCCUUCUACAGGUUCAUCACGCAAGAACUUUGGUUCAAACCUGCGCUCAGAUACAUCUAAAGUGCAGCCAGAUCACGUCGGUGCACAUGCAAGAACACAACCAGAGCAUAGAAAGUCGAGUUUGGUCAAUGCUUAUUGAGCGUUUUCGGAGCAAACUAUCGCAUUGUCUGCUCUCAGUCAUUACUUGCUUUCCUUCGUAUUAUACCCUCUUCAUCGCGUCAAUUCACUACUACAUUAUUUCUAUUUCUCGGAAAAGAAUCAGCGUGUUCUCCUGUCAUUGCCUACAACUCCAGUCGAAGAUCAUCCAUCUUCAGUUGCCAUUAUGUACAGUCCGAUAUGGUCGCAAUCUAUUGGGUGGCUGUCUGAACUUCUCACUUUGCCUUUUAUUGCUUCAUGAUUUUUCAUGACUGUGUCCAA
Messenger RNA from Paecilomyces variotii, 3268 nucleotides. RefSeq lists its product as hypothetical. The coding region runs from base 378 to 2990 and encodes 870 amino acids. The record is from RefSeq and is a predicted model, not a curated record. NCBI's taxonomy places the organism in Eukaryota, Fungi, Ascomycota, Eurotiomycetes, Eurotiales, Thermoascaceae. The transcript has a single exon.